Molecule: messenger RNA, 1086 nt
Organism: Phaeoacremonium minimum UCRPA7
Lineage: Eukaryota; Fungi; Ascomycota; Sordariomycetes; Togniniales; Togniniaceae
Product: putative maltose permease mal61 protein
Exons: 3
Coding region: 1-1086 (361 amino acids)
Biological process (GO): transmembrane transport; carbohydrate transport
Cellular component (GO): membrane
Molecular function (GO): carbohydrate:proton symporter activity
Source: RefSeq, a predicted model, not a curated record
AUGACAUCGACUACGCACCAAGCCAGCAACUCAGAGGAUGUGUGGGUAGACAACUCCAUGGCCCAAGACAAGGAAGCUGCUCGUGAGGAGGAGGGGGCAGAGCUUGUUGGCAACCAAGUUGACGCUCAUCUGUCAGUCAAGGAAGCUCUUCGUUACUAUUGGAAGGCAAUCUUCUGGUCCUUUCUCAUUUCUAAUGCCACGAUCAUGGAGUCGUACGAUCUCAUCCUCAAUAACCUGCUGAUUGCAUAUCCGGCUUUUCAAAAGUCUUUUGGCGAGCAACUGCCCAAUGGCUCGUGGUCCCUCGACUCGCAGUGGCAGGUCGCGUUGAAGAUGUCGACAAAUAUUGGUCUUACCAUUGGUGUGCUCGUGAAUGGUUGGCUGUCGGAUCGGUGGCCGCCACGGCUCCUCAUGAUCGGCGCACAUAUCCUUGUGAUAGCAUUUGUUUUCAUCUCUUUCUUUGCCCAGCGAAUCGAGGUUCUCUUUGUCGGUUCAUUGUUGACGGCCAUUCCUUGCGGAUUUUUCGUACCAGCAACGUCAGCCUAUGCGGCGGAGAUAUGUCCAACGAAGUUGAGAGGUUACAUGACGACGUACGUUAAUCUUGGGUGGGUCAUCGGCCACAUGAUUGCAGCAGGCGUCUGCCAGGGCCUGCUCAAGGUUCAAGGAGAAUGGUCGUGGCGCAUCGUCUAUGCGGUACAAUGGGCAUGGCCGGUACCGCUGGCAGUUGCUUGUUGGUUCGCUCCCGAAUCACCCUGGUGGCUGGCACGCAAGGAUCGGAUCGAGGAUGCAAGGAAGUCACUCCAGAGACUAUGCUCUGCUCCUCUCGACGUCAUCAACCCAGACGAUACACUCGCCAUGAUCCAGGGUAUACUUCGACUCGAGAGAGAGGAGAUGAAGAUCCAAGGCACAUAUCUUGACUGCUUCAAAGACACCAAUCUUCGACGAACGGAAGUGGCCGUUGUAAGCUGGGGUGGCCAGAUUCUGCCUGGCUUUGUCAUACAGAACUAUGCCACGUACUUCUUCACUCUGGCCGGCCUCAGCGCAAGUGACUCCUUCAAAAUCUCCCUAGGCAAGCUUUCUCCCGAUUGA